UAUGGUGUGAUGUGAACUGUUUUUAUUUGUAAGCUGACCCCAUAUUAGCUUACUUAUUAAUGACUGUGAGAAGGAAAACUUUACUGGUUGUACACAUUUUGAAAGGCGAAAUCUGAUUAUGUUCAUUUAAGUUCAGUGAGCCGUGCUGAGUUGUGGAGUGUGAUUCAACGUUAGCUAUUGAAACUGCCAUGUAAAUUGUGAAAACGUGUUCCUAGGUCAACCUCUGUAACUAAGGCAGUUUGCGCCAAAGUGAAACAACGUAAACACACCACAGAAAGAGUUCAAAUACAUUUGCUUGAAUUGGGCAUUGAUGUUUCAUUGUGCGAUUUGAAAAGGGGGUGUUGAAUUACUGCUGCAGUUCACAAGGUGGUUUUAAGAGCACAGUUAUUGUAAUACUCUAUCUGCCAUUGUUGUGUGCUCCACAACAAAUGGGGUGCAGUAUUAACAUGUGAAUGCAUCUUUCAUCACAUUUCUGUGUUCUGCAAGGUCUUGGUUUUCCUUAGGAACUGGGGACAAGAGCACAGUUUAGGACAACGAUGUCCCUCAGUAUGUGAAAUGAAUCAGUUUCGGGGAAAACUGAGGCCCCGCCCGAUAGGACUACCAGACAUAGGCCACCACCAGGUGGAUACAUCUGGGACAACAGGGGCAGUCAGGGAGGAGCCUGUACCAUAUCGCCUCCCUAGGACUCAGCCGUCCAGUGUGCCACAGGAGGGACAGGGGGCUGCAGCCGGGGAUCAAGAUGGCUCAGAAAAUUUACUAAAAUUGUGGAGUGACUGUGAUGUGGACUAUAACAGCUUAAGGAACUUUAUUCUCCAGUCUUCAAAAGUUUACUCCAAGAAGAUGCCAAAGACCUCCUAUGAUUCUAGACAUGUUUACAGCCAUCCUGCAUACUCUAAGUACACACUGGGAAAUCAGGAUCGCUUUGUCCAUUUAGCAAAGUAUGAUGAACCACAGAUGGUGAUAAAUAGUGUACAGCAGCUUCAGCUACAAAGAUCAAAAACAGAAGAUUUUGGCUUCCCACAAAUAGACCCCUCCCCUUCUCCAGCAUUACGGAGUCUCACAGCUUCACCCACAAAGUCCAUUAAGUGGACACUAGGGGCCAAGAAACACUUCAAUUUUGACAGACAGGGUAAAGGUCACUACCAGGGUCCCUUUUCGCGCACCUUCCCUGUCACAUGUUCUGCUCCUACAAACUGGCUGCGCAUGAAGUUAGGCCAGCAUCCAAACAGAACUAGCACAGUGAGCUAGAGACUUCAUCUUUUUAAUCAAUUUUAGGGCAUAUAAAUCUGAAAAAUGAUGUGUCAAUUCUGUGAUAAUAGAUGAACCCCUGUAGAAUACCUUUCCAUCUUUCACUUAAUGAGUAUACUGUAACUUUUCAACAU
Messenger RNA from Lingula anatina, 1382 nucleotides. RefSeq lists its product as uncharacterized. NCBI's taxonomy places the organism in Eukaryota, Metazoa, Brachiopoda, Lingulata, Lingulida, Lingulidae. The record is from RefSeq and is a predicted model, not a curated record.